AUUAGCAUGAAGACAGAAAUUCUCUAGCUGCAACAUCACAUGAAACACACAUCUUGUCUGAGAAGGGCUUGUCAAAUUUUCCUCUGAAACCUUCAAAAUCUCGGAAAUGCUCUCGAGGAUAUUCCGAGUUUCUCUUCCACGGAUGGCCGGGCCUCCUUCAAUUUCAGGAGCGGGGCUCAAUUGGCCUAAAGUCUGUUUAGUGGCGGCACAAAAUGAGAACGGCUGCCUGAGGACCUGGGCUCCGGCGAUAGCCACCUCGGCGAACAGGACAUUGAGUAGUUAUACUAAGAAUCCCGCCGUUGCAACGUCGGUCGACAGAUACGAGAGCGUCCCUCGCGAAGAAAUUUCUGCGUUCGAUCACGAUGCACCGUUUAUUGAUUCAUGGGGGGACGAUAUCGCUCUGUCGUCGUCGUUCGUUUCAAGUGACGGUCAUCUUGUGUUAGUGAAGUGGUCCGACGACGAGGAGCAGAUAUACCCCGCAGUUUGGCUAUAAAGGGAUCAAUGCCACUGCGGCGAAUGUUGCUACCCUGAUUCAUUCACGAGGAAAACCUUCCUGACAGACAUGAAUUUAGAGACGAAAAUUCAGGAUGCAUUCCUUUCCGAUGACUGUCAGAUCUUGUCUGUGGAGUGGGCCGAUGGUCAUCAUGGCAACUUCCCAACCGGAUGGCUUCGUGGUCAUCGCUUUGACCAGUCUCAGUCAGGGACCUAUCCACGGGGGAUUAGUCUAUUGUUACUGGGGGUGCUGAGCAUUGUCACAGCACCCCCAGUAACAAUAGAUAAUCCUCCGUGGCCAGGUCCAUGGUCUCAGUCUGACCCUAUCGCGGACCUCCGUCCUCGACUCUGGGGUCAUGACGUUAUGGCGACAGCGGACUUCAGCUUUUUCGAUUUUGACGAAGUGAUGGAGAACGACGACGCCCUCUACGAGUGGCUUAAAGUGCUCUACGGUCUCGGAAUGGCUGUUCUUAAGAAUGCACCUGUUGAAACGGGUCAGCACUUCCGCCUCCAGAACAGACUCGGAUACGAGUCUCCCACUCCAAUAUCAUCGGGAAUAGUCAAUCAAGUGAAGCUCAACCAAAAAUCUGAUCACCCAGCAUACUCCGAAAACACCCUUCAGCUCCACAACGAUAUGACGUACUACAACCAAGCAAAAGGAUAUCAGUCGUUCCACUGCAUCAAGCAAGCGACUGGAGAAGGCGGGGAAAGCCUGCUGGUUGAUGCGUUCAAUGUGGCCGAGGAACUCAGACAUCAGAACCAAGAAGCCUUCGAGAUGCUAACAAGGAUUCCGUGGGAAUUCAAGCUCUUAAUGGGCACCAACUACCAUAGCGCCCGUCGAGAAGCUAUCAGACUUAACAAUAAGGGUGAGGUGUGUCAAGUCACGAUUAGCGAUAUAUGUAGAGCAGCCAUGCUACGGAUACCGCCAGAAGACGUCUACAACGCCUAUGUGGCCCUGCAGGAAUUCACCCGAAUGCUUUAUCAUCCAGACUACGUGGCUCAAUACAUGCUAGCACCAGGUAAAAAACUUUUACCUUGCAGAAAUAUUUUUAGUCUCAUAUUCAUAUUUUUAAGACAUCGGAUCACCUCAUUUUCAAAGUUCUUGUCUUCCGCGUGAAUCAUUGUUCUGCUUCACAAUACAAAAUAAUGUUGAUCAAGUUCAAAAAUACAUCUUUGUCAGGUGAUCCUAUACGUCCAAUUCUGGUCUCCCAUAGUGAGACCCAAAUCUACAAAGACAUGAACUCUGUAGUCAGUGUUGUCAAUUAGGGGGUUCGAUCCCUUCUCUUUCCUUCUCUUCUCUUUUUCCUCCCCAAUCUCCUCUUGCGGUUGUCAAUUUUAGGGGGCUCGAUCGAACCCCAACCCUCCCACCCCUGGCUACGGGCUUCGGCAUCAGGGGUUCAGGCUUUUGCACAUGCUGGCCCAGGUCUCUGCAAUGAUUUUCCUCUUCGGUUCUUUUCGGUACUUCUGUUUUCACAAGCAAACAAUACAGAGUUUUCACAUUUACUUCUACGGGCCGCUCUUUAUACAACGCACCAAUAAAUAUUCCUUUCAAAAAGGGAGUCAGAUCAGAGAGCUGAGAGGCUUUUGUCGAAGGCUCGUGGACCGGGACAUCAGUGUCGUCUCGUGACUGUGGACAACGACAUUAUUUGCAAUUGUUCGUCCGGUCCAAACCUUCGGUUGAACUGCUAUCCAUAAAUAAACCCUAAAUACGGAUUUAGCUUUUUUUUCAGGGGGGGGGGGGUUAAAACUAAAUUUUUUUGACAAGCAACAAAAAAGGGGGUUGACUCCAAAAUGUAGGUAAUUAUUAUUUUUUUACUUGGCAGC
Molecule: messenger RNA, 2316 nt
Organism: Lytechinus pictus (painted urchin)
Lineage: Eukaryota; Metazoa; Echinodermata; Echinoidea; Temnopleuroida; Toxopneustidae
Product: gamma-butyrobetaine dioxygenase-like
Exons: 5
Coding region: 563-1609 (348 amino acids)
Biological process (GO): carnitine biosynthetic process
Cellular component (GO): mitochondrion
Molecular function (GO): gamma-butyrobetaine dioxygenase activity
Source: RefSeq, a predicted model, not a curated record